AUGGGCCGCUCGGGGCGAGACUUCAGUCCUUUGCGUAUUUCCCCCUCUGCCCCUUUUGUUCUACUCUACUACAUUUUCCCUCGAGCACAUCAUUUAACCUUCAGGCCACUGCCCACUCUCAACCAACCUCCGCCGGUUCAGACGCCUGUAUACGGAGACAAAUUUCCGGGAACUCGGAAUAAGACCUCACUCGAUCUCGAUCUACAUCACCAACUCCUCGACAAGGAAUUCAAACCCACGUGCUGCUUUCAAGCUCAAAUUGUCUCACAUCUCGACUCCGACAUUCCUCAAUCACGGAGCCAGCCAGAACACAUUUCUCGCCGUACUCCAAAUCUCUGCCUCGAGUCUCUCCGGCCCAAUUCACGUGGAGCAAGAGGGACAUCCACAACCAUGGUGAAACCAAACGACGCCAUCGCCAUCAUCGUCAUUAUCCUCUUCGUCGUCCUCGCCCUCGUCGCCUUUGCAAUCUACCGUCUCGUCCAUACCGCGCGCGACGGCAUGAAGAAAACCACGUUGCCCAUCCGGCUUGGUUAUGCGCCGACGCUGAGUCGUACACAAUCUCCAAAGCGGGGUUCUCCCAUGUACGACUAUGGCAGUCGUCAACAUGGGAUGGUGUUUAUGAGCAUUUCGAGUGACGACACGCAGCCAACCGCCCAUCGCUGGCUCCUGGGGAUCAAGGGCGCACGAAUAUUGACGGACAUCAUGGGCGUUUCAAUCAUCUACGAUUGUGCGUUUCGCUACCAUUUAUCAUCAAGAACAUUUAUCAUGACUCUGUGA
Sodiomyces alkalinus F11 is the source of this 777-nucleotide messenger RNA. RefSeq lists its product as hypothetical. The transcript is spliced from 8 exons. Lineage: Eukaryota; Fungi; Ascomycota; Sordariomycetes; Glomerellales; Plectosphaerellaceae. The record is from RefSeq and is a predicted model, not a curated record. The coding region runs from base 1 to 777 and encodes 258 amino acids.